UUAGUGUACUCUAGGACCCAAGUACGGAAAAACUGCACCACACUCCAACGCGUUAACGCGUUUUAACCUUCAAAACCGCGUGAUACCCCACCACUCUCUAUAUAUAAUGUACAGUGUACACCACCAGAAAACCCUACGCCCGCAGAAACUCUGCCCGACUUUACUCCCUCUCUACAAUGGCGAAAAGUAAUGGCAACGGUUACGUUACGUCGCUGGGCGGCGCAAGCGAAGUGGAGCAGGUAUUCAGAAAGUUCGACUCGAACGGCGACGGCAAGAUCUCCGCCUCGGAGUUCGCGGCGGUGCUCAGGGCGCUCGGCACCGAAACCUCGGAGGAGGAGGUCGGCCGCGUGAUGGCGGAGAUCGACAAGGACGGCGACGGCUUCAUUGACCUCCGCGAGUUCACCGAGUUCCACGGAAACGGAGCGACGUCGUCGCCGGAUUCGAACAAGGAGCUGCGCGACGCGUUCGACCUGUACGACAAGGACCGGAACGGGCUGAUAUCGGCAAAGGAGCUGCACGCAGUGAUGAAGAGCCUGGGGGAGAAGUGCUCGCUGGCCGACUGCUCGCGGAUGAUCGGUUCCGUGGACGUCGACGGCGACGGGUGUGUUAACUUUGAGGAGUUUAAGAAGAUGAUGAAGGUUUGAUUUAAUGAGUAUUAGUUUAAUAAUUACUAGUGCUUAAAAAAAAUUUGAAGCCAAUUAGUAGUAUAUUAGAUUAGGGCAAAUCCGCAAAGGGGGAUGGUUGCUAACGGUACGCUUUUGUGUUUUUGAGCUCUUGGGAAGAAGAGCUUUCAAAUAUUCCUUUCAAAUAUUUUCUCCGUCCGGAUUUAAUUGUUCUUAGUUAUAUUCUAACCGGCUAAUAUUUCUUCCAUCCAAAUUUAAUUGUCCCCAGUAGGGCGUAGUAGUAAAGUUUCAAUUAUGUCUGUGGCUAUGAUUGACUGGAACUAAUAUGUGGAAAUUUACAGUAGUUCUGAUUCUUCA
Molecule: messenger RNA, 980 nt
Organism: Rhododendron vialii
Lineage: Eukaryota; Viridiplantae; Streptophyta; Magnoliopsida; Ericales; Ericaceae
Product: probable calcium-binding protein CML18
Exons: 1
Coding region: 177-644 (155 amino acids)
Molecular function (GO): calcium ion binding
Source: RefSeq, a predicted model, not a curated record